Hevea brasiliensis (rubber tree) is the source of this 2191-nucleotide messenger RNA. Its product is annotated as omega-3 fatty acid desaturase, chloroplastic. Lineage: Eukaryota; Viridiplantae; Streptophyta; Magnoliopsida; Malpighiales; Euphorbiaceae. Gene Ontology annotation, biological process: lipid metabolic process. The transcript has 8 exons. Gene Ontology annotation, molecular function: oxidoreductase activity, acting on paired donors, with oxidation of a pair of donors resulting in the reduction of molecular oxygen to two molecules of water. The record is from RefSeq and is a predicted model, not a curated record. The coding region runs from base 430 to 1782 and encodes 450 amino acids.
GAACUUUAUUUUAGUAUGACCUUUGACACAAUCUACACAUGAUCAAUCGUACCACAUUUGACCACGUCAGCCUCUUUGCCCUUUUCCACACGUUGUUUGUGAGGUCAAAUAAUUGAAAGUUUUACCAUUUUCAGUUUUACACAGCCACCAAGCCGAAAGUUAGGCACACGCAUAUGAAAUGAAACCUCAGAAAAGCAUGGGACAGAGAGGACCACGGGUAUAUAAUAUGCUUAAAGAGAUGUAGAAAGAUAGAGAGGACAAGCAACAAAAAGCACAGGUUGAGAAUUCAGUAGCUGGAAGUGGGGGAGAGAAAUACUUGUGUUAUCUCUUCCUCUCCUUUCCAAUUUCUAGGUUCUUUCAUUUUCUUCUUUUUGUAGUCCAUAGACUGGCUGUGGGUGGAAUCUUGCAUUUUCAGCUUCUGGGUCGUUAAUGGCUGCUUCUUGGGUCUUAUCAGAAUGUGGCCUAAGACCCCUCCCUAGAAUCUACCCUCAACCCAGAACUGGCUUUGCAUCACAAAGAACUAAGCUUUUCAAGCUUAGAUCACUAUCAGUCUCAAAAAGUCACAAUCUUGGUUCUUCUUUCAAGGUCUCAAGUUGGUCUAAACAAAGAAAUUGGCAAUUAAAUGUUGCAGCUCCUGUAAAUUUUACAACUGUGAGUCGAGAGGAGGAUAAAGAAAGAGAGGAAACUAAUGAGGAGGAAGGUGAAUUCUUUGACCCUGGUGCCCCACCACCUUUUAAAUUGGCUGAUAUAAGAGCAGCCAUACCGAAGCAUUGUUGGGUUAAAGAUCCAUGGAGAUCUAUGAGCUAUGUUGUGAGGGAUGUGGUUGUGGUUUUUGGAUUGGCUGCUAUUGCAGCUUACUUUAACAAUUGGGUUGUUUGGCCUCUUUACUGGUUUUGUCAGGGGACCAUGUUCUGGGCUCUUUUUGUUCUUGGCCAUGAUUGUGGUCAUGGGAGUUUCUCAAAUAAUCCAAAGUUGAAUAGUGUGGUGGGUCAUCUCCUUCAUUCUUCAAUCCUUGUUCCUUACCAUGGAUGGAGAAUUAGCCACAGAACCCAUCAUCAAAAUCAUGGACAUGUUGAAAAUGAUGAAUCAUGGCAUCCAUUGUCUGAGAAAAUCUUCAAAAGUUUGGAUAAUGUCACAAAGACAUUGAGGUUCAGCUUGCCUUUCCCAAUGCUUGCUUACCCUUUCUAUCUGUGGAGUAGAAGCCCUGGAAAAAAGGGUUCUCAUUUUCAUCCAGAUAGUGAUUUGUUCCUCCCAAAUGAGAGAAAAGGUGUUCUUACCUCAACAGCUUGUUGGACUGCAAUGGCUGCAUUGCUUGUAUAUUUAAACUUUGUAAUGGGUCCUGUCCAAAUGGUUAAACUCUAUGGUAUUCCCUACUGGAUCUUUGUCAUGUGGUUGGACUUUGUGACCUACCUGCAUCACCAUGGUCAUGAGGACAAACUUCCCUGGUAUCGUGGAAAGGAAUGGAGUUAUCUGAGAGGAGGGCUUACAACCCUUGAUCGAGACUAUGGAUGGAUCAAUAACAUCCACCAUGAUAUCGGUACUCAUGUGAUUCACCAUCUCUUCCCUCAAAUCCCACACUACCACUUAAUUGAAGCAACUGAAGCAGCUAAGCCUGUGCUAGGGAAAUACUACCGGGAACCGAAGAAAUCUGCACCUCUUCCAUUUCACUUACUGGGAAGUCUUAUAAGAAGCAUGAAACAAGAUCACUAUGUAAGUGAUACUGGAGAUGUCGUUUACUAUCAGAGAGAUACUAAUCUGUAUGGAGGUGUGAAAAAAGAGUGAAGCUGCAAAAGUUUAGGUGUAACAAGUAAAGCCUACCAAGCCAAGAUUCUUUGUCACCAAUUAUUUUACUUCUGUCAACUGCUCAAUAUAUGCCUUACAAAGCCAAUGGGGAGUGGGGACAGCCAUUCUGCCCCACAUAAAUCUUGUGUUCUCCCUUAUUUGAUAGGAGAGAUUGCAGAUAGUUAAUGUUAGCCGAUUAUGUUGUAAUAUCGACAGAAAAUCUCAAAUCUCUUUUUCUUUUGGCCCUUUCUCUCUGUCAUUAUAUGCAUUACAAAGCCAAAAAAUGUAUGGCAUAGAAAGAAGAUCAUGUCACUCCCACAACUUGCAAUUGGUCACUACUAUCCAACUACUACUGUAGUCUUUCCCUUUGAGAAAGGACUUUAAUGAAGUACUGCUAAUAUUCAGUUGA